Molecule: messenger RNA, 2046 nt
Organism: Lichtheimia ornata
Lineage: Eukaryota; Fungi; Mucoromycota; Mucoromycetes; Mucorales; Lichtheimiaceae
Exons: 3
Coding region: 1-2046 (681 amino acids)
Biological process (GO): establishment of cell polarity; positive regulation of G2/M transition of mitotic cell cycle
Cellular component (GO): cell septum; cytoplasm
Source: RefSeq, a predicted model, not a curated record
AUGGCUGCUACAACUACUCACGUCGCCAAAUGUCAACAACAUUACACUUCCAAUGACGGCCAUAACUUGACUGAACGAUCGUUGCCAUCAGAGAUGACAAGUUCGCCGCCUGUUGCCGCUUAUAGCACUGCAGGAAACGAACCUGAAAAUGAUGGUGUCACCAAGAAAUCCGAUUCGGGUGUGUAUUUUGCCAUGAUGCUCUCAGAGUACUUGGAUAAGAAGGCCAUGGAGGAGGACAAGGGAGAUGCAACAAUCGUAAAGCCGAAUAGCAGCAGUGACGAAUCUAAUACGACUACCACCACCACCACUACUACUACUACUACUACUGCUACCACCACUACUGUCGAGCCAGCAACCACUACGAAUUCAGCCAAUGAUAAUGUCGGGCGCCUUGGCCAACAUGUUCCGCACGGCCACCCAAAAGAUGAAACUUAUGCAGAAGCACAGGUCAAGGAAGUGAUGGCAAACUUACCCAAUUUAAUAUGGGUGCCUGCACACAAGCAUCCACAGAUUGCACCGAGUGAGUUUGUUAAUUGGAUCCAAGUACAUGGUGAAACGCCGGCUAUGAAGCAAUCCAAAGUGCGUCGACAAAAAUCCAAGCUCUCGAGAUCAAUAUCAUACGAUGAUGCGAAUAUCAUUAGCAACAAUGAGAAUGAAAAAGAGAGCAACACGAGUGCCAGCACCACGAGUUCGAGUAGCAGCAGCGGAGAGGAUAGCCCUACAAGUCCAAAGGAUUAUGAGUUACCCCAAAUACAGGGCAAGGAUGGUUUUGCAUUUGAUCGGCACCCAACAGAAAUCGAUUCUUCUCCUAUACUAGCCCCACCAACGCAUCAUCGAACAUUAUUACGUCGCUCUGCAGUAUCAGCUAGACGAACGGCUAGUGAAGGCAAUGCUGAUAGACGACGUAGCCGACGAGCGCAACAACAAUCACGACAUGCUGAGGAUACGAGUGAUCGCAUGGGCCAUGUACCAACUGAAGCCGUUAAUUUGCAUGAUCAUCCCGUUAGUAUGAGCGAGUGGAUUGAUUUAGGCAAUGCGAGCCUCGAGUCAUCAGAAUCACAACAUGGCAUCUUAUCACGUGUGCAUGAUGCUGAAUCACAGCUAUUGAAAUUUAUGGAUGAUGAUGAAGACGAUGAUAAAAAGGUUGCCAAGGCAACGGCGACCAUGGCAACGGCCAUUCCCGAGGAACCAGAAUCGGAUUCAUCUUAUCCAAGUGCUACAACCAAGGAUGAUGAUGAUACGACUUGCACCACCACCACUACCACCGAGCCAUCGACUUUGGAUAACAAAAGAAUGACCUUGAGACGAUCAGCAUCGGAUUUGAUUCCUCAAAAGAGUGAAAAGAAAAUGUCAUGGAUUGGUGCAUUAUUGAAUGGUGACAAGAAAAAGAGACGUUCAUUGCGACGACCCAAUAAUGAAAAGCACAAAGAUCAGGCAUCCCUUCAACUUACACGAGUCAAUUCCAUGGGCGCAGUAUCAACAUCAACCACCACCACCACCACCGGCACCAAGAAACGUGGAUUGGCUGCAUUCAUCUCUAGAUCAUUAUCCAAAUCAUCAUCAGCAGCAGGAAGGAAAGAGUCUAAAAAGACUAAGAAAGAUCCUAUUCCACCCCCACCAUCUUCCACAGCAACCAGCAGUGUAACCACGGUAGCCUCUAGACAUUUUAUCCACAGCUAUCGUUUACCCAUCCAUGUUGAACGUGCCAUCUAUCGACUCUCUCAUAUGAAACUUGCCAAUCCACGCCGUCCUUUGCAUCAGCAAGUGGUGAUUUCCAAUUUUAUGUUUUGGUAUUUAUCCAUCAUCAAUCCUCAGGCCACACAAUCUACCACCAGCAACAAUACCCAAUGGCCUCAAGAAGGAGACGAAGCAGCAUCAUUUCGAGCACCAUCACCAUCAUCCAAUAAUCGUUUUCAAAAGCCCUCACUCAACAACAACAACAACAACAAGAAAUAUGAGCGACGUGCUUCAGUGAGCAGCAAUACCGGUUCAUCUGAUGAAGAAGACAAUGUCCCUUUGAGCUUUUACAGAAAAGGCGAUGUUUAG